Molecule: messenger RNA, 1615 nt
Organism: Pimephales promelas (fathead minnow)
Lineage: Eukaryota; Metazoa; Chordata; Actinopteri; Cypriniformes; Leuciscidae
Source: RefSeq, a predicted model, not a curated record
UCUUGAGGAACACACACACACACACAGAUGUUCAUUACAGCUGAGAACACCGGGAGCAGUCCGACAGGUCAGGAGAAAUGAAUGGACAAAUACUUUGGGAACCAGCGCUGUGAAAGUCUAUAGAUUAUGAAUAAUAAACUCGGUCACCUAUUCGUCCGAACGCAUCCAGCGCCGUCUGUAUGAGCUUCUCUCCGUCCUCCACUGAAUCUGUGAGGUGAGGAGACAGGAUCAGGAUCUACAUCAGGAGUCAGGACAGGAUUCAUGAGGUUGGUGGUUUCCGUCAGUGUUUGUGUGCGGACUGCGCAUGCGCGUGUUCACCGGGACGAGCUGCUCGAGAUUCUUCUGCAUCUCUGUAAGAAAACAUGCGAACAUUAACAUGUGUGAUCGCCAUGAGAGGACUGGCUGCACAGCACAGGUUCGGGUGACCGGGUCCGGGUCCGGUUCGGGUUCCGAGGAUGUCCGGGAGCGCGGACGCGGACGGAGGCGUCAAUAAAGUUCGAGUCAAACGACAGAUCAGGGGCAUCGUGAAGGAUCUGGAGAACAUCUUAGGAGACCUGAAGGAUGUGGCGAAGGAGCUCAAAGAGGUGGUUCAGGAGAUCGACUGCCUGACGUCGGAUCUGCAUCUGGAAGAGGAGCUGACGGACAGUUCGAAGACCGACACGCUGAACAGCAGCUCCAGCAGCACCACCGCCUCCAGCGUCAAGAUCUACCCCGAGGAGACGGUGCCGGUGUCUCCCGCUGUCCUGGCGGCCCCGAAGAGACCCGGUCCGGCGGCCCGGUCCACGGCUAACGGGACGCUGAUGAGGAACGGAGUCGCUAGCAGAGAGAAGCCUCCCGCGAGCCGCUGUCCUCAGACCACGAGGGAACGGGUCCGCUUCAGCGAGAAGGUCCAGUAUCACGGGUACUGCCCGGACUGUGAUCUGCAGUACGACAUGAACAGCACGGACCUGCACUUACACGCGGAACUGAUGGACCCCGCGCCGAGUCCCGUCCAUCAGAACCGCGCGUUCCCCUCGCAGAAACCACAGAAGACCAUCUUACGCAAGUCCACCAGCACCACCGUUUGACGCAGACCGAGUCCAGAACAACUGAGUUUGCACUUUUCUUCAUGGUUUUCUUUUGUUUGGAGAGCAGCGGACGGAGAGACGAGAGAAACACACAUCUCCAACGGCGUCUCGUACGCUGAUCAUCUUCACUUCAUUGCGUGGCGUUCAGCGAGCGCUGGGUUUCUGACAGAAGCGAGCCGGAGGACAGAGCGUCGGAGGAAGAGGACUCAGAUGAGAACACUCCCUCUCCUCAGAGCCGCUCCGAGAGCCUUUAACAAGAGCCGUGAGACUGAUGGAGCCAUGCUAGUCCAGAAAACCAAAGGAGUGUGUGUGUGUGUGAUGUCCAGCCGGAUCGGAGUGUGUAACGUGGACUGGAGUGUGUGUGUGUGUGUGUGUGUGUGUGUGUGAGAUGUCCAGCCGGAUCGGAGUGUGUAACGCGGCUCACGACGCUGCCAUUAGAACAUCACAACUGAGGUUUCAGUUCGUAAAGACCUUAUUUGUGUUUUUGUAAAGAAAACCUUCAAAUAUAAAAAGCAUAUUUUUGAUAUUUAAUAAAAUGAUUUUAAAGA